Ipomoea nil (Japanese morning glory) is the source of this 1202-nucleotide messenger RNA. Its product is annotated as protein UPSTREAM OF FLC-like. Lineage: Eukaryota; Viridiplantae; Streptophyta; Magnoliopsida; Solanales; Convolvulaceae. The record is from RefSeq and is a predicted model, not a curated record. Bases 270 to 1160 code for a protein of 296 amino acids. The transcript is spliced from 3 exons.
CAAAGUAGCAACCUACUAGCAUUGCCAGGCUCAAUAAAUUUGAAAGAAGUGAACCACUCCGCAGUCCGCAGUCCGCAGUCCGCAGCCUUAGCCUUAUUUGGCGAGCUGAAAACCUGCUUCGAAGACUCCAACAUUCGGGAAAUCCAUGCAAAUCACAUAAACGUACGUACAGCAAAAGAGUUCAGAGGAAGAUCGUGAGUCGUGACAGUGUUUCUGGGUUUUGCACAUUUUGCUGUAAGUUAAAGGUUUCAGGUUUGGGAACAACAACAAUGGCGGCGGCGGGGACGUCGAGGUGGAUGGAGCUCCAUAUGGCGAAGAAAUGGAGAGAUAAAGACAUCAGCCCGGAGCGAACCAAAGUCUGGACCCAACCGCCGGAGCGCAGAGUCGCCGUCGUCUACUACCUCUCUUUAAACGGAAAACUUCAACAUCCUCAUUUCAUGGAACUCCGUCUUUCAUCCCCUCGAGGUCUCUUUCUCAGAGAUGUGCUUGACCGCUUGAAUUCCCUCCGAGGAGAAGGCAUGGCUUCUCUGUAUUCUUGGUCUGCGAAAAGGAAGUAUAAGAACGGUUUUGUAUGGCAAGAUUUGGAGGAGAAUGAUUUUAUAUACCCAGCACAUGGCCAUGAGUAUAUUCUCAAGGGAUCAGAGCUCAUCAUCACCCAUUCAUCAUCUCAAGAAACGCCGGCAUUGACAGCCGCCGGUGAAGAUCGCGAGUUUCCGCCGCUGCCGCCGCCGAGGCAUAACGUGCACGCCGUUGAAGAGGAUAAGGAAUCGGGUCGGAGUGGGAGUUCAGAGCCGAGCAACGGCGAGAUUUCAACGCCGCCGGCCGGUUCUAGCCCGGAGACACUAGCGGCGUUGAUGAAGGCCGACCGGAGGAGGGUCAUCUUAAUGAACGAAGCUCGAAAGGCAGCUGCAUAUUAUGAUCCCUCUGCUGCAAGGCCCAGAACCGCAUCGGUUGUGAUGCAAAUCCUGUCGUGUGGCUCGGUGGCAGCCCGGGAACACGCGCCGCCGUGCAAGGCAAAGACCCAUGCAUUUUCUCUCAUCUCUCAUCACAAGAUGGCAACGUUGCUGCCAUGCGGAACACGCCGGAAUAAUCCACCAGACGUUGCAGAGAAUGCUGUCAUGGAGCUUCCAUUGAUUACUAGUGUUUACACGAGUCUGUAAUUUCUAAACACCUAUCAUCCUGGGGUACAUAUGAGUCAUAUU